Staurois parvus is the source of this 927-nucleotide messenger RNA. The record is from the annotation of a GenBank genome assembly. Lineage: Eukaryota; Metazoa; Chordata; Amphibia; Anura; Ranidae.
AUGAGCAUAACAGAUCUCACACGGGGGAGAAGCCGUAUUCCUGUCCUGAGUGCGGGAAAUGUUUUUCACAAAAGUCUAAUCUUAAAACACAUCAAAGGCUUCACACAGCUGAGAAGCGAUAUUCCUGUACUGAGUGCGGGAAAUGUUUCCAUUAUAAAUCCAAACUUAAUGAGCAUGAAAGAUCUCACAGAGGUGAGAAGCCGCAUUCUUGCCCUGAAGAAGGAUGUGUUUUCCAUGCUAAAUACCAUCUUAACGUGCAUAAAAGAUCUCACACAGGUGAGAAGCCGUAUUCCUGUCCUGGGUGCGGGAAAUGUUUUUCACAGAAAUCCAAUCUUGUCAGACAUCAGAGAUCUCAAAUGGGAGAUAAGCCGUUCUCCUGUCCUGAGUGUGGGAAAUGUUUCCGUUUUAGAUGCCAUCAGAUCUCACACAGAAAAAAGCCGUAUUCCUGUACUGAGUGCGGGAAAUGUUUCCGUUUUAAUUGCUAUUUUAAUGAACAUAAAAGAAUUCACACAGGAGAAAAGCCGUAUUCCUGCCUUGAGUGCGGGAAAUGUUUUCCACAGAAAUCCCAGCUUACCGUACAUCAGAGAUCUCACACGGGGGAAAAAGCCAUAUUCCUGUCCUGAGUGCGGGAAAAGAACUCACACAGGAGAGAAGCCGUAUUCCUGUCCUGAGUGUGGGAAAUGUUUUUCACGGAAAUCCAUUCUUUACAAACAUCAGCGAUCUCACACGGGGGAGAAGCCAUUUUCCUGUCUCGAGUGCGGGAAAUGUUUUUCAAAUAAGUCAAAUCUUUUCCCACAUCAGAGAUCUCACAUGGGGGAGAAACCGUAUUCCUGUCCUGAGUGCGGUAAAUUUUUUUCAGUGAAGGCCAGUCUUUACAAACAUCAGAGAUUGCACAGGGGGGAGAAGCUGCUUUCUACUCUAGAGUGA